AUGUCAGUUGAUAGCAAAAUAAAUUUGGUUGAUAAAAAAAAAGCACGAGGUUAUUCUCAUUUAGAGAUGCAUUCGAUUGUUUACACGUGGGAAAUUAAUAAAAUUACCCAUUUUCUCGAGUCUACUAAAGGUAUUGAAGAAAAUGUCAUAAAUUCACCUGAGUUUUCAACAAGUGCUAAACUAAAAGAUUCAUGGUUCCUACAACUGAAAAUUCAAAACGAUGAUCAAUCCUCAAAAAAUGAAACGUGGGUUUCUUUAUCUUUAAUGCCAAAACAUAAAAAUUUGAAAGUCCGAGCGAAGUAUUUGUUAUUUUUUUUGAACAAUAAAAAAGAAAAAAUAGUAAGUGGAGGUAAAAGUUAUAAUCAAUCAUUAGAUGCAUGGAUUAGUCACCAUUUUGUAAGUUCACCUGCAGGCCGUGGUUUUUCAAAUUUCAUGAAAAUAGAGGAUCUACUACAGAAUAAAGAUGAACUUCUUAAAAACGAUACCUUAACAGUUUGUGUUGAUCUGAUUAUUUAUGAUGAAUACGUCACACAGAAUAAUCCAAUAACUAAUUCAUUAGAAGAUUCUGAUGGAACAUUGAACAAGGAUUUUGAAAAUCUUUUGAUUUCUAAAAAAAAUUGCGAUGUAGUUAUCACCGUCGGUGACGAAAAGUUUGAUGCUCAUAAGGUUGUAUUGAUAACCCGCAGCAAUGUUUUUGAAGCUAUGUUUGAGCACGAUAUGAAAGAGUCGAAGAAAAAUGAAGUAGAUAUACCAGACGUUGAUCCAGGAGUAUUCAGAAGAGUGCUAGAAUUUAUUUACACCGAUAAAGUCGAGGAUUUAGAUAGUUUUGCUGAUGAAUUACUAGAGGCUUCCGAUAAGUAUCAGAUUCACGGACUUAAAAAAAUGUGUGAAACUUCUCUAUCCAAAACUUUAUCUUUUAAAAACGCUGUAAGGAUACUGAUUUUGGCAGAUCGCCACAGUGCAGAACGAUUAAAGGAAUUUACAAUGGAUUUCGUAGUCGCUAAUUUGGCCGAACUACAAAAUACUGAAGAGUUUAAACGAUUGGAAAAGUCUCAAGAAUCCCUUGCAUAUGCUGUACUGAAAAAAUUUAUUGGUGAAAUUCAAACUAAUAACGAUUCAUUCACUGCAGCUUUUUAA
Cotesia congregata is the source of this 1137-nucleotide messenger RNA. The record is from the annotation of a GenBank genome assembly. NCBI's taxonomy places the organism in Eukaryota, Metazoa, Arthropoda, Insecta, Hymenoptera, Braconidae.